Bipolaris sorokiniana ND90Pr is the source of this 955-nucleotide messenger RNA. RefSeq lists its product as uncharacterized. Lineage: Eukaryota; Fungi; Ascomycota; Dothideomycetes; Pleosporales; Pleosporaceae. The coding region runs from base 237 to 923 and encodes 228 amino acids. The record is from RefSeq and is a predicted model, not a curated record. The transcript is spliced from 2 exons.
UAGCCACACACCCUGAACGCCAAGCGAUAGACAGAAAUCAGGCCCCCAGCCUACACCGGAUGCAGUUUUGCAUAUGCUGGGCACCUCUGUAGCCCCCAAGUCGUACACAACUCAGUUGGUGCCAGAGCCGACACGCCAAAUCGUGUCUUAACGGCGGCGGUUCGGACCAGUUUCGUUCGCGCUCUCGACAUUGCACCACCGCCCUUCCUGAGAGCCCCUCCCUCAUCCCCUCAAGAAUGAAGUACCUCGCGUCUCUGGCCCUGUACGCUACCCAUGUUUUCGCUGCCAGUCAACUAGCCCUCUUCACGGAUGAGCUCUGCCAACACUCGCUGCGCGGUCUCGAAGGUCCCAAUGGUUAUCCCAAUGGCACGUGUACCGAUCUGCGACGCACUGGGCCAUACGGCAGUUUUCAGGUUGUAGGCCUGGAUCCAGGCUGCACUGUCACCAUAUACCAAAAGGACACCACCGAGAACAUCUGUUCAGGGUACCAAGAAGUGAUUCAGCCCAUCGAAUGCUUCAACUCUUCCUUUGUAUACUACAGUAUCGAUUUUUGUGAUAUCGUCAGCACCCAGUCGCCUACUCCAUCUCUCAUUGCGCCACCUCCGCCAUCUUCGAAUUCCUCGGGCAUAUCCACAGGCGCGGCUGUUGGAGCUACACUUGGUGGGGUCGCCGGACUGGCAAUCAUCGGCGGACUAAUUGCAUUCUUCAUCUUGAGGAAGCGAAGAAAGGCACGGAGAACUCCAGAAAUCGCAGAGUAUUCAGCUUCAAUGCCGUCCGAGGUACACGCGAAACACCUCCAUGAGAUGGGAUCAGGUGCAGUCAUGUACAAAAGAGAUGCGGCGGUGGAGGUUGAGCAGCCAGCAGCUGAGCUUGAGGGCAGAGAAUUGGGGCCUGAUGAGGAGUCGAGAACUUUACGCUCAUGAGAUGCCGAUUAAUGCACGAGUUUGAGUAGACU